CCACAAAAACAUCAAUUGUUCACGAGCACAUCGAAAAUUCUGUUGAAAAGAGAGCUGAUUUAAAUAAAGAGAAAAAUGAAACUUUAAGGGAAAAAAGACAGAUCACAUCUUCCAUUGGUCAAAUUGCACAAGGUAUUAUGCCAAUUUUGAAUCCAAGAAAAGCUUCAAUCCUAAAACAACUCAAAGAUGAAGAAAUAUCAUUACAAAGAAAGGAAGAACAAAUUGAAAAAGACAAGAAAAAAUAUGUAAUGCCUCAUUCUAUACCUUUAGGAUAUGAUAGAUUUUAUAACAAGUAUUUUUAUUUUGAUGGUUUGGGUAUAACAGUUGGAGAAAAAUAUGGUACAGGUAAAAUUUGGGUACAAGUUCCCCAGGAACAAGAUUUGAGAAUGUUAACUGAUAGAGAUGUGCACCAUUAUUACAAAAGAAAAAAAGCUGAAGAUUCAGUGAACAGAGAAUCUGUAUUGAAGAAUAAACUUUUAAAUCACUAUCAAGAACUUUCGGCUUGUUUAAUGAAAAGGAAACAGGAUUUGACCACACCUUGUAUGACAAUUGAAGUGAGAAGUAAACGAGUACAAAUUACUAAUGCAGUACUUUCUUCACAGUCAUGA
This is a messenger RNA of Entrophospora sp. SA101, 608 nucleotides long. The record is from the annotation of a GenBank genome assembly. NCBI's taxonomy places the organism in Eukaryota, Fungi, Glomeromycota, Glomeromycetes, Entrophosporales, Entrophosporaceae.